GCAAGCAGAAGCAAAAGUCCUCUUCAGUCUUCGCAUCUUUCAGUUUGCUUACUUAUUUUUAAAAAAUUAAAUAAAAUAGUUGUUCUUUGCAUUCCAAUUUACUUUUUUAAUCGUUCAUAACUGGUAUCGAAAGCAUUAAGGACUAAAAAUGGCACGAAAUGCUGAAAAAGCCAUGACAACCUUGGCACGUUUUAGGGCUGCUCAACUGGGAACCUUAGGAGGGAAGGAUCGUAGACCUUAUUUGGCAUCAGAGUGCAAAGACUUAAAAGAAUGUGAAAGGUGGCGAAGAGAAAUUUUAAGAGAAAUUUCAAAGAAAGUCACACAAAUUCAGAAUGCUGGACUGGGUGAAUACAGAAUCAGAGAUCUCAAUGAUGAGAUUAACAAAUUGCUUCGAGAAAAGUAUCAUUGGGAAGUUCAAAUUUUUAACUUGGGUGGGCCCAACUACCGGCGAAUAGGCCCUCGCUAUCUUGACCGCGAAGGUCGAGAAGUUCCAGGGAAUCGUGGUUACCGGUACUUCGGGGCCGCUCGGGAAUUGCCAGGUGUCAGAGAAUUGUUUGAGCAAGAACCAAUGCCUGUGCCAAAAAAAUCACGAGCUGAAUUAAUGAAAGAUAUUGAUGCCGACUACUACGGAUACCGUGACGAUGAUGAUGGAAUUCUUAUCCCACUAGAACAAGAGGCUGAAAAAGAGGCGGUCGCAAAGGCAGUUGCAGAAUGGCAAGCAAAGAAAGAAGCAGGUAUUUUGGAAUCGGAUAAAAACUACGGAGCCGAAGAAAAUAUUUAUACAACUCGUAAACUUAAGGACGAUUCCGUUCUGGCAGACAGUGACGAGGAAAUGGAAACUGAAGCACCAAGAUUCGUAGCUCACGUAGCUGUUCCCUCUCAAAAGGAGGUAGAAGAGGCUAUUCUGCGCCGAAAGAAACAAGAAUUACUGGAGAAAUAUGUCAGUUCUGAACUGCUAAUGGAGACGGAAGAGACAUCAAAGACUGUGAAUGAAAUGAAUUCUUAAAGCACGAAGUCUUCCUUCCGUCAACUUCUGAUUAAUACAACAUAAAUUUUGAAACCUA
Daphnia pulicaria is the source of this 1064-nucleotide messenger RNA. Its product is annotated as pre-mRNA-splicing factor ISY1 homolog. NCBI's taxonomy places the organism in Eukaryota, Metazoa, Arthropoda, Branchiopoda, Diplostraca, Daphniidae. Gene Ontology annotation, cellular component: post-mRNA release spliceosomal complex; Prp19 complex; catalytic step 2 spliceosome. The coding region runs from base 149 to 1006 and encodes 285 amino acids. Gene Ontology annotation, biological process: mRNA 3'-splice site recognition; generation of catalytic spliceosome for second transesterification step. The record is from RefSeq and is a predicted model, not a curated record. The transcript has 6 exons.